CUGUUGACAGGCUUGACUUGCUGAGAACAGCGGUUAAAUAUAGCACGAGCAGAGCUCAGCUCAACAAAGUCAUCGCUCUUAACAGGAGACCAGGAGAGGGGGAAACACAAUCUCAGGACUUCACUGCCAAAGCUUCCCACCACAGAGCAACAGUUGUGGGUGGGGGCAAGACAACAAGGGGAAAGACUUCCCAAACAAAAGCCUGGGUGAAACAGAAGAGAAGAGUUUACGGCACCUCCUGCUUCUUCUAACUGGUAUCUCUCUGGACAGGAACUACGUUCCUUUUCUGCUCUGCUCUGCUCCUUUUUUUUCCUGCAUGACUUCAGUCACUGGCAGAUCUAGAAAGAAAGAAAGGACUGCCCCAUCUGUUUGGUUCUUCUGGGCCUGGCGUGGUCAUGCAAGCUGAUUUUCUGAAGUCUUUCAAGAACACGGUCUUGUUGUAAAGGGCAUCUAGCUAUUCUUAUAGCUGGCAGAUCAGGAUGAGGUCACGAAAUCAAGGUGGAGAAAGCUCAUCCAGUGGGCAGUUCUCUAAGUCGAAGCCCAUUAUCAACACUGCAGAAAAUCAAAACCUUCAGGAAGAUGCCAAGAAAAAGAACAAAUCUAGUCGCAAAGAAGAAGAGUUCCCAGGCUCAGGAACAGUCAAGAAGCACAGCAAAUCAUCAAGCAAGAAAUCAAUAGAGCUUUCCAAAGAGGAUCUGGUCCGCCUUCUCAGUAUAAUGGAAGGAGAACUACAGGCUAGAGAAGAUGUGAUCCAUAUGCUGAAGACAGAGAAAGUCAGGCCUGAUGUUCUGGAGGCACAUUAUGGAUCUGCAGCUCCACAGAAUGUCCUGAAAAUAUUGCAUAGAGAUGCCCUCCUCGCCCAUGAGAAGUCAGCUGGAGAAGAUGUUUAUGAGAAGCCAAUUUCAGAGCUGGACAGACUUGAAGAAAAGCAAAAAGAAACAUACCGGCGCAUGCUUGAACAGCUUCUCUUGGCAGAGAAAUGCCACCGUCGCACAGUUUACGAGCUGGAAAAUGAGAAGCAUAAACAUACAGAUUACAUGAACAAGAGCGAUGACUUUACCAACCUCUUGGAGCAAGAGCGUGAAAGAUUAAAGAAACUUCUUGAGCAAGAGAAAAUCUACCAAGCCCGCAAAGAUAAAGAACAUGCAAAAAGGCUCACCAAGCUCAGAGAAGAAUUAGUCAAACUCAAGUCUUUUGCACUCAUGCUUGUGGAUGAGAGACAGAUGCACAUUGAUCAGCUUGAUCAGCAAACUCAGAAGAUUCAAGAUCUAACCCAGAAAUUAAGGGAAGAAGAAGAAAAACUUAAAUUCUUAACUUCGAAAGCCAAAGAGGAUGGGCAGAAACUGAUGAAAAUAGAGGCAGAACUUGAACAUAAGACAUCAUCAUUUUCCCAAGAGCAUGAGGAGAUGACAGCGAAAUUGGUGAGUCAAGAAUCACACAACAAACAGCUGAGGCUUAAACUGGUUGGCUUAACCCGCAGAAUUGAGGAACUAGAAGAAACCAACAAAAGCCUUCAGAAGACUGAAGAAGAGCUUCAGGAACUGCGGGACAAAAUAGCUAAAGGGGAAUGUGGGAACUCCAGUUUAAUGGCUGAGUUGGAAAACCUCCGUAAACGAGUGCUUGAAAUGGAAGGCAAAGAUGAGGAGAUCACAAAAACUGAAUCUCAGUGUAAAGAGCUUAAGAAGAAGUUGCAAGAAGAAGAGCACCACAGCAAGGAACUAAAGCUUGAAGUCGAGAAACUACAGAAAAGAAUGUCAGAUCUGGAGCGGCUGGAAGAAGCUUUCACCAAAAGCAAAUCUGAUUGUACCCAGUUGCGUUUGAACUUGGAAAGAGAGAAGAGCUUAACCAAAGACUUGAUCAAUGAGUUGGAAGUGUUGAAGACACGAGUAAAAGACCUGGAGUCUUCAGAAAGUAAGUUGGAAAAAGCUGAAUUGAUCUUAAAAGAUGACUUGACAAAGUUGAAGUCUUUUACAGUUAUGCUGGUGGAUGAAAGGAAAAACAUGGUGGAUAAAAUAAAGCAGGAAGAGAGAAAAGUUGAAAGCUUGAAUAAGAACUUUAAGGUGGAACAAGGCAAAGUUAUGGAAGUGACUGAAAAACUCAUAGAUGAAAGCAAAAAGCUUUUGAAGUUGAAAUCUGAAAUGGAGGAAAAAGUGUCCAGUUUGAUGAAGGAAAGAGAUGAGUUAAUUGGCAAACUGAAGAGUGAAGAGGAAAAAUCCUCGGAGCUGAGCUGUACCGUGGAUCAGUUAAAGAAAAAAAUUGAUGGCAUAGAGGAGGUAGAAAGAGAAAUAGCAAGAGGUCGAGUUAAAAAAGGACUAGGGCUAAGUGGACAAGAAGAUAACAAGAUUAAAGAAUUGACGGUUGAAAUUGAAAGAUUGAAAAAGCGUCUGAAGCAGCUAGAGGUGGUCGAAGGAGACUUGAUGAAGACAGAGGAUGAAUAUGAUCAACUGGAGCAGAAAUUUAGAACUGAGCAGGACAAAGCUAAUUUCCUUUCUCAGCAGCUGGAAGAAAUGAAGCUCCAGAUUGCUAAAAACAAAGCAAUUGAGAAGGGGGAGGCAGUGAGUCAGGAGGCUGAGCUGAGGCAAAAAUUUCGGCUGGAAGAAGCUAAAAGCCAAGACUUGAAAGCUGAAGUACAGGCUCUCAAAGAGAAAAUUCAUGAGUUGAUGAACAAAGAAGACCAGCUCUCUCAGCUCCAAGUGGAUUACUCAGUCCUUCAGCAAAGGUUUCUGGAAGAAGAAAACAAAAAUAAAGCCAUGGGGCAGGAGGUGCUGACGUUGACAAAAGAGCUUGAGCUGUCUAAGCGCUACAGUCGUGCCCUGAGACCAAGCAUGAAUGGGAGAAGAAUGGUCGAUGUACCUGUGACAUCCACAGGAAUACAAACUGAUGCAGUAAGCAGUGAAGCAGCAGAAGAGGAAACUCCUGCUGUGUUCAUAAGGAAAUCCUUCCAGGAAGAGAACCACAUCAUGAGCAAUCUUCGGCAAGUUGGGUUUAAAAAGCCUGCCGAGAGGUCAUCAGUGCUUGACAGAUAUCCUCCGGCAGCAAAUGAGAUUACAAUGAGAAAAUCCUGGAUUCCAUGGAUGAAAAAAAGAGAAAAUGGUCCUCAGUCCAAUCAGGAUAAAGGGACCAGAAUACAAACAAGCCCAGAACAUCCAGGAGAGGUUGUCGUUUCUCCAAAGCAAGGGCAGCCUCUUCACAUCCGUGUAACUCCAGAUCAUGAAAACAGCACAGCUACUUUGGAGAUUACGAGUCCAACAGCUGAAGAGUUCUUCUCGAGUACCACCGUUAUUCCCACAUUGGGGAAUCAGAAGCCCCGGAUUACUAUCAUUCCCUCUCCUCAUAUCACUUCACAAAAAGGGAAAGGAGGUGAGAGCCCUGUAGGCCCAGAGAGAGCUAUGUCUCCAGUGACAAUAACUACAUUUUCUAGGGAAAAGUCCUCGGAGAGUACCAAGGCUCCAUUCAUGGAAAGGCCAAUGUCCCCAAUUCAGAUCAUGACCGUGUCUACCUCUGCAGCACCAGCCGAAAUUACUGUGUCCCCUGAAACACAAGACAUGACCAUGGGAAGGGCUGUGUUUAGAGUGACUCCAGAAAAACAAACUGUCCCGACUCCAGUUCGAAAGUACAAUGCUAACACGAACAUUAUAACGACAGAGGACAACAAAAUCCACAUCCACUUGGGUUCUCAGUUUAAGCGCUCACCUGGUGCUGCCCAAGAGGGAGCUAGCCCUGUGAUUACUGUCAGACCUAUGAAUGUAGCAGCAGAGAAAGAGGCUAUGACUGGGACUGUGCUUCGUUCUCCCAGGAAUAAUAUGUCCUCAAGACCUGGAGCAAGCAAAGUUACAAGUACCAUUACAAUCACUCCAGUUACUACAUCAUCCACACGAGGAACACAAUCCAUGACAGGACAAGAUGGGUCAUCCCAGAGACCUACACCCACCCGAAUCCCUGUGUCUAAAGGUAUGAAAGCCGGGAAGCCAGUAGUGCCAGCCCAAGGAGCAGGAAAUCAGACCAAAUUCGAGCCUCGUGCCGAGACUCAGUCUAUGAAAAUAGAACUGAAGAAGUCUUCAGCCAGUAGCUCUGCCUCUCUUGGUGGAGGAAAGGGCUGAGAGGGCAAUGGCCAAGGGGAGAGCAUCAUUAUCCACCAGUUACGCAUGAACACAAGAUGAAACACUGGCCACUCCAUUCUGGACUUAAACACUUCCUUCUCUGCGCUGCUUGGUUGGAUCAUUUCCGAAGCUCCACUUCUGCCACUGUCCUCUUCCAUGCUACUGAUGAUGUAUGGAAGGAAUUUACUUCUUCUGUCACAAUCUGAGGGGUUUUGUGCAGAUUUUAAUUGUUUGUUUUUUUAAAAAAAGAAAAAUGUGUUUGCUGAUUUUUUAAAAACGAGAUGGAAAAGGAAUUACAUCUUCUGUGCCAGUUUUGCUCUAACUCUGAAUUCAUUGGCACCUGCUUGAUUUUUGUUUGAAGUUUCCUACAUAAUUUAUUUUUAUAAUACACUUUGUGAUGCAGUGUUUUUUUGUUAUGUAUUUCCCUCCAACUUUAUGAUUUUUGUUGUUUGUGGCACGUUCAUUUGUAGAAUAACACUGUCAAAACUGCCAUUGCCAGUGUGGAGUCUAUGAAAAUGUUGACUCGACCUCAAAGAUGGCACUUUUUCGAGGAAACUUGCCACAAGGUUACCUAGCCAUAAUAUGACUGUGAGAUUAGUUGCCCUGAGGACUGCUUUGUGAGGAUAGUUUUAUAGUGGGGUUUGCCUCUUGCACUGUGCGAUGGUUUAAUAUAAAACUGAAUACCAACAAACCAAAGCCUUGAAACUGUGUUAGAUGCUGAGGUCUAUUAAAACAAUGCUCAUAUAUUGUGUGCUUUUACAUACACCUAUACCAAAAAAGGUUCAUUUUUAUCACAUUGUAACAAAUAAAUUUUCACAAGUGUGCAA
Molecule: messenger RNA, 4927 nt
Organism: Anolis sagrei ordinatus
Lineage: Eukaryota; Metazoa; Chordata; Lepidosauria; Squamata; Anolidae
Gene: FILIP1
Product: filamin A interacting protein 1
Cellular component (GO): actin cytoskeleton
Source: RefSeq, a predicted model, not a curated record